Molecule: messenger RNA, 879 nt
Organism: Pneumocystis murina B123
Lineage: Eukaryota; Fungi; Ascomycota; Pneumocystomycetes; Pneumocystales; Pneumocystaceae
Product: malate dehydrogenase, NAD-dependent
Exons: 7
Coding region: 1-879 (292 amino acids)
Cellular component (GO): cytoplasm
Molecular function (GO): L-malate dehydrogenase (NAD+) activity
Source: RefSeq, a predicted model, not a curated record
AUGCAAAAAUUGGAUUAUUUAUUUUUACAUGCCAUUAGUCCUUUAAUUACUGAUCUUUCGCUUUAUGAUGUUGUAAAUACACCGGGGGUUGCAGCAGAUUUAAGUCAUAUCUGUACUUUAUCUCAAGUAAAAGGAUACCUUCCUGAAGACGAUGGUAUUAAGAAGGCAUUGGAUGGCUCGGAUUUUGUUGUAAUUUCAGCGGGUUUUCCUAGGAAGGUUUAUUUAUUUUCUAUAAAUUCCAAAAUAAUAAUUGAACUUGGAGAAUCUAUUGCUAAAUUUUCACCAAAUGCAUUUAUUCUUGUUAUUACUAAUCCUAUUAAUUCUACGGUUCCUAUUAUUGCGGAAGUUCUUAAAGAAUACAAUGUGUUUAAUCCAAAAAAAUUGUUUGGAAUAACUACAUUAGAUAGUGUUCGCUUAGCUACAUUUGUUGCUGAACACUUUAAAACAGUUGCAGAGCCUAAUUGUUAUGAAAUCCCUGUUAUUGGUGGGCAUAGCGGCACAACUAUUAUUCCACUUAUAAGUCAAUCAAAGCCUAAAGUUGAAUUAAAUCAAGAUGAAUUAAAAUCAUUGGUUUAUAGAGUUCAAUAUGCAGGAGAUGAAGUAAUUGAGGCAAAAAAUGGCAAUGGUUCUGCAACUCUUAGUAUGGCUAUUGGACAUUCUGGAAUUAUUCAAUCAUCUUUUAUAUAUCUUCCGGGAAUUCCUGGCGGUGACGAAAUUAUCAAAAGAGUUAAUCUUCAAUUUUUUGCAGUUCAAGUAGAAUUAGGAGUAGAUGGAGCUCAAAGAGUUAAACAUUUUGGUGCUAUUUCUCAGUAUGAAGAGCAGAUUCUUGAUGAUGCCAUUAUAGAGCUCGAGGAAACUAUAUAUUAUUUUAAUAUCUGA